AUGGAUGCUGAAAUGGAACUAGAAGAAAUUAAUCCGGAGCAGCCGCAAAAGCAGAAGCGUCCACCGGCGGAUCCUCUCCUGAAUCACCCGUAUUUGGAGUUUCCUCCGGAGUCCGACGCUGCUCUCCGUUGCGACAAGCUUCGGAAGAUGCACGUCGGUGCCCAUUUUGCGGUUUCUUGGAAAACCCUCCGGGUAGGGAUGGAAGAAUCGAGUAGCGCGACCCCUGAUGUUGAUGUAACUAAAGAAACAUUGAACGAACCAGUUGAUAGUGUUGAUGAGCAAAACACAGAACAAGAGAACAAUGAAGGUGGUAGUAAAAGAUCAUUCGUGUGGGAUCAUUUUACAUUUGAUAAAGUUUCUCAGAAAGCAAAAUGUUGUUAUUGUUUAAAAUGGAUGGCAGCCGGUUCUAAAACAAAUGGUACGAGUCUCUUGCGGUAUCAUUUGUUGAGAGUAUGCCACAAGUCACCACUUUAUAAGAAGGUUGAUUUAAAACAAUCUAAAUUGAGCUUUAAGCCUAAAAGUUCGGGGGAAGGCAUUGGUAGCUUGGCUUCUCAUUCUUUUAGCCAAGAAAAAUGUAAAAUCUCUCUUGCUCGUAUGUGCAUAAAAGAUAAUCAACCGUUUAGUAUAGUUAAUGAUGAGGGAUUUAGAGAAUUCGUAUGGGAUUUAAAUCCUAUGUUUAAGUUUCCUUCUAGAUGGACAAUAGCUAGGGUUUGCUUGUCGGUGUACCAAGAAGAGAAAAAGAAACUAAAACAAGUUUUAAGAGGUCAGACUGUAUCUCUUACAACCGACACAUGGACAUCCGUUCAAAACUUUAAUUACAUGUGUCUUAGCGCACAUUGGGUUGAUGAAGAUUGGGUUUUGAGGAAGAAAAUUCUAAACUUUUGUCAAAUAGCAAAUCAUAAGGGUGAGACAAUAGGAAAACUUGUUUAUCGUUGCUUACAAGAUUGGGGCAUUGAUAGGGUUUUUACGGUAACCGUUGAUAAUGCUUAA
Helianthus annuus (common sunflower) is the source of this 990-nucleotide messenger RNA. Its product is annotated as zinc finger BED domain-containing protein RICESLEEPER 3-like. Lineage: Eukaryota; Viridiplantae; Streptophyta; Magnoliopsida; Asterales; Asteraceae. The record is from RefSeq and is a predicted model, not a curated record. The transcript has 2 exons. Bases 1 to 990 code for a protein of 329 amino acids. Gene Ontology annotation, molecular function: DNA binding.